AUGGAGUCCGGAAUACCAUACCGCGAACAAGAAUCCCAGGAGGUAGCAAAUCUUGUCCGAGACCUAGGAAACAAGGCUGGCAGAGGUGUUAAGGCCAGGAAGACCACUUACGAGAUCAAGGGAUCAGACAGUAUCACUGUAGAUUCUUGGCGUUUCAACGAUUGGGAUUACAAGAAACGAAAUUUGCCUACUUAUGCCCGAGGUCUAUUCACAACAAGGAACCGUAGUGGUCAUCACUCGAUUGUCGCGAGAGGUUAUGACAAAUUCUUCAAUACUGGAGAGGUCCGGGAGACCGAAUGGCAGAACAUACAAAACAAGACCAAAGGCCCAUACGAACUGACUCUGAAGGAGAACGGUUGCAUUAUAUUCAUCAGUGGCCUUGAAGAUGAGUCCCUUCUCGUAUGCAGCAAACACUCUACCGGAGACCGUAGUGAUAACGAGGUCAGCCACGCCAGUGCUGGUGAGAGAUGGGUUGACAAGCAACUAGCUACUAUUGGCAAGACUAGGGAAGAGCUUUCCCGGGAAUUGAGAAGAAGAAACGUGACCGCCGUAGCCGAGCUUUGCGACGAUUCUUUCGAAGAGCACAUCCUGGCUUACGGCCCAGAAAAAGCCGGUCUCUAUCUCCACGGUAUCAACGUCAACGUACCUGAGUUCAUGACCUACUCUAGUAAUCAUGUCCAACAGUUCGCCGACGAGUGGGGCUUCCGCAAGGUUGGGCUUCAAGUAUACGAUAAUGUCGACGCUGUCAAGACUUUCCUGGAGAGUGUUGCAGAGUCAGGAGCCCACGAAGGUCGAGACGUCGAGGGAUUUGUUAUUCGCUGCAAAAUGUCCGUCAACCCAGAGCAAGAACCUUACAACGACUGGUUUUUCAAGUAUAAAUUUGAAGAGCCGUACUUGUUGUAUCGACAAUGGCGAGAAUGCACCAAGGCUUUGAUCGCCGGCAAACCCGCCAAAUUCAAGAAGCACGUUAAGAUUACCGAAGAGUACUUAUCGUACGCGCGUAAGAGACUUGCUGCAGACUCUAAAAUGGCAAAGGCCUAUAACCAGAAUCACGGCAUCAUCGCCCUCCGGGAUGAUUUCCUAACAUACAAGAACAUGAAGGGUUCGGAUGCGGCUAAUGUCGAGAACGACUUUGGAAAUAACGAAUCGGGAUCCGUUUCCCGAGAUGUUGUACUUGUUCCUAUUGCCACCAUUGGCUGUGGCAAGACUACAGUUGGCAUCGCCCUGACGCAUCUUUUCGACUGGGGCAUAAUCCAGAAUGACAAUAUACAGGGCAAGCAGCGCCCUGCCCAGAUGGUCACAGCUGUUAAGAAGCUUUUACUGGAACACCCUGUCGUCAUCUCAGAUAGGAACAACUCGGAACGUCGGGAACGAGCCCAGAUCAUCAAGGACAUCCACUUACAGCAUAAGGAUGCACGGCUAGUGGCUCUAAAUUUUACCCAUGGCAAUAUCGAUGAGAUUAAGAGAGUAACUAGAGAACGCGUAUUGAAACGAGGAGAUAAUCAUCAAACUAUCCAAGCCGCUUCGGACAAGGCCAAGGUGAUUGGGAUUAUGGAUAAUUUCAUCCACAGAUUCCAGCAUUGCGACCCAGAGAGUGAUCCAGAUAACGGCUUCGAUCUAGUCAUCGAUCUAGACCCUAUUCUAGAUAGCCGUGUUAAUGUGGAGACGGUGAUCAGGGAAUUACACCAGAAGUAUCCGUCAUUGGUCACCAACAUCCCCAGCGGUGAAGAUAUCGACGAGGCCGUCAAGGCUGCAAUCGAGAAUUAUAAACCUGAUCUGAGGCACAAUAUCCCCGACCGGAAUAAAGGACGGGAUAAGAAGCAGAAUCAGCAAUCUAAGAAUCAAGAACCGCAGGCCCCCAAGAAGAAAGCACUGGAAUACAUGUCGAUCUCUGUCCCCGCCAAGGACAUUAACGUUGCCCUUGAAGCCGCGUUUAAGGGAACCGACCCCCAAACCCAGCGAUUCUAUAAGCAAUUACAGCAAACGCGACGCAUCCAGCCGCUCUUCCAUGUGACACUAAUGCACCGUGCCUCAACGAAGGAGCACCCAGAACUAUGGCAACGGUAUACGGCAUUAGAAGCUAAGAACCAGGACCAAGAUGGAAAGAUUGGUGAAUGCGACGUCCAACUAGAGCGUGUCGUAUAUGACCAGCGCAUCAUGGCAGUGGUCGUGCGAAUCCUCGACGAGGAACAGAAAUGGACUUGCGUUAACAAGGUGCCACACAUCACAAUCGGAACACGGGAUGAUGGUGUUAAGCCUAAGGAAAGUAACGACUUGCUUGCAAAAUGGCUGCAGAACGGCAGUGGAGACAGUACAGGUAUCGGCGAGAGAUUAAUCGAGGGCCAACCCGUGGUUAAGGGUAGCGUACGCGGCGUGCUGUCGAGAUAG
Messenger RNA from Annulohypoxylon maeteangense, 2388 nucleotides. RefSeq names its product tRNA ligase. The coding region runs from base 1 to 2388 and encodes 795 amino acids. The record is from RefSeq and is a predicted model, not a curated record. Gene Ontology annotation, cellular component: nuclear inner membrane. Gene Ontology annotation, molecular function: phosphoric diester hydrolase activity; RNA ligase (ATP) activity; GTP-dependent polyribonucleotide 5'-hydroxyl-kinase activity. Lineage: Eukaryota; Fungi; Ascomycota; Sordariomycetes; Xylariales; Hypoxylaceae. Gene Ontology annotation, biological process: tRNA splicing, via endonucleolytic cleavage and ligation. The transcript has a single exon.